Molecule: messenger RNA, 920 nt
Organism: Dinoponera quadriceps
Lineage: Eukaryota; Metazoa; Arthropoda; Insecta; Hymenoptera; Formicidae
Product: armadillo repeat-containing protein 7-like
Exons: 3
Coding region: 119-679 (186 amino acids)
Source: RefSeq, a predicted model, not a curated record
GAUGUUGGUUUUCUCGCAACCCGGCUAGGUGGCGUCAGAUCGUCCGGUUAGUCGCGUAUUUGGUUAUACGGUUACAGGUAGGAAUGCAUUGAGAAGAGCUGAAUGUAUUAAGGCUUCAAUGUUUUCAACUAAAGCACAGUUAAUAAAACGGACCGGAAAGAACGGUGUUGGACGUUAUGAUUUUUUAAAGCUCUUAGCUACUGAAUAUCAAAUAACGAAAUCUAAAGACGCGAAAGAGCAAGUGUUGGCAAAUUUGGCAAACUUUGCUUACGACCCCAUAAAUUAUGGAUACAUGAGGCAAUUAUCCAUAAUUAAUUUGUUCCUUUCUGCUCUGUCUGAGAACAACCCAAAAUUAGUACGUUUUGCCAUUGGUGGUAUUUGUAACUUGUGUCUAGAUGCCAUAAACAAGAUAUAUAUAUUACGUAAUCAAGGUGUCAAGUUGAUAUCAUCACUGCUUUCUUCCCAAGAUGAGGAUACUGUGCUCUCGGCAAUUUCUACUUUAAUGUUUCUGAUUACAUCUGAAUCAAGAGAAGAAAUAAUAUCAGCUGAUAUAAUUAAACAUAUGUUGGAACAUUUACAUAGUUCUAACAUCUGUAUUAAAAAUUUAGCAUCCAUAUUUCUGGCUGACUAUUGCCAAGCAAGUGAAGUAGAGAAAGUAAAGGAAAGAGAUAACAACUAAUUCACUCAUAGAAAAUGAAUAUUCAAGAUAAUUAAUAUUGUACAUAUAUGUACUAUUCUGUAUAUAUAUAUACACACACACACACAUACACACACAUAUAUAUUUAUUGGGAUCAGAAUUAUCAUAUAAUUUUCACUGCAAGAGAUAAUAACAUCAUGAAGCUGAUCCAAUUUUUUGCUGGGUUCCUCAAACAUUAUCCUGUAAGGAUAUCCAAUGUGAGAACAUUUGCUGACUCAACCAU